Thermothelomyces thermophilus ATCC 42464 is the source of this 1061-nucleotide messenger RNA. RefSeq lists its product as uncharacterized. The coding region runs from base 113 to 715 and encodes 200 amino acids. The record is from RefSeq and is a predicted model, not a curated record. The transcript has 2 exons. Lineage: Eukaryota; Fungi; Ascomycota; Sordariomycetes; Sordariales; Chaetomiaceae.
UGUGAUUCUGCGCCCGCCCUCUCGCGCCCCUGUCUGUCCCCAAACUUCCAGCUAAUGCACAUUCAUACAUAGACACACAACGUGAAAGAGAAUGAUACCAGGCAUCCGCUUGAUGGCCUCCUUAUUCAUUGUCUGGGGCUUGCUGGCCCCGUCCGUCCUAGGGGCCUCUACCUCUGCCGCCAGCACGAGCAGCGCUGCAAGCAGCACGAGACCUUCCGGCGCCGAGUACUCCCUGGCUCUCCAGAUGUGCUGGGACAAAGGCGCUAUCUGCUCGGUCGCGCAGGACUUUCGCGAGGAAUGCGAAGAGGUGCAGGACGCUCACGGGUUUGAUGAAUACUGGGAGUGCAUCUGUACUUCAGGCUCUGGUGCCGUCGACAUGGCAUGCGACAACUGCAAGGAUUACUACGGCAUCGGCGGCCUCGCCAGCAACACCACCAGCGACUGCUUGAGCAGGGGCUUCACCCUCGCCCCCAUCCCCAGCAGCAUCAUAUCCCAGCAGUCUCGGCACAAUGCCACGCGCGCCACCGUUCUCACCACCGACACGCCCACCUAUGUCGUGACCGUCCACGCCACCCAGCCCGAGUCGCUGCCGACCAUCGCCACCACCGCCAGCCUGCCCCUCGAGACGGGAGCAGCGUCACGUCAACGUCAGCCGGCCCAGCAUGGCCUUCUUAUGGGGGGUUCGGUCAUUGCAGGACUGAUCCUAGCCCUGUGAUAAACGCGGCAGUGGACUCAGGGGAGGCUAUAUGCCAGUGUGACCAUGCUGGUAUCACAAGCCAGAGCAAUCAAUGACAAAGCUCAAGCGUUCAUUCACGACUGAAACAUGAAAUGUGGAAUGAUUGAUUUUGUCAUAGAUGUAAUACAGAUUUUGUCACUGUCCUCGUAGAGUGGCUACCUAGGUACCUUAGCUAUUCAAGAAAUGGAUCCCUAACAGUGCACCAUACUCCCAAACCCCAAACGACAGACCUUGUCCUCGUUACCCAUCUGAACAAAACUAAAGGAGAGAAGCCAUCCCUUCCAUCGGGUAAUUCCUCUCUCACCCAACCUCACCUCUCCUUGAC